AUGACACACUCAAGUCAAACUGAUCAGACUUUAAACCAAGAUGACUAUCCAGACUUUUAUUCAGAUGAUUUCUUUUAUUAUGAAGAAGUUAAGAUGGAACCCAAGCUUAACUCACUUCGUUUCACUUUCCAUACUUCUCCUUCGAUCUGGUCACAAACUCGACCAAUAACUUCAACACAUUUAUCCUCCUCAACAUCAUCUUCCUCCUCUUCUUCCUCUUCAAGUUCAGGUUCAAAUCCAAGUUUCUCUUCAGUUUCAACUUCAAGUUCUAUCACAACUUACGAAACCCACCAAACCCAAACCAAUCCUUCUUCCGAAUCCGAAUCCCAAGCAGCCCCAAACCCAUCAAAUAUCUACAAACCUAAUCAAUCACUUAAAGUUAAACCAAACCCAAUUGGCAAGACUCCAAUCAAUUCAAAUGAACUUCAUCCAGAUAGCUGGCUUUAUCGUUUAAGAAAUUCAUCAAAUUCAUCAAAUUCACUUCAUCAUAAAUCUAAAGAAGAUCAAUUAAUUGAUUCAUUAUUACUUUUACUUGCUGAUUUAGCUUCUCAUCAUUAA
This is a messenger RNA of Melampsora larici-populina 98AG31, 558 nucleotides long. RefSeq lists its product as uncharacterized. The coding region runs from base 1 to 558 and encodes 185 amino acids. The record is from RefSeq and is a predicted model, not a curated record. Lineage: Eukaryota; Fungi; Basidiomycota; Pucciniomycetes; Pucciniales; Melampsoraceae. The transcript is spliced from 2 exons.